AUGGCGGAGGAAAAAGGAACAGGAGUAGACAUACUGUGCAAGAAAUUCCCGAGCAUUUUGGAUGCAAUGCCUCCACAGGUCAAGUCUAAAUUGGAGGAAGUGGUUGGGCUGUCAUCACUGACCCCACGAGCAUUCAGCCAUCACGUAGUCCACACGGUGGAGAAAUAUCGGAGAGACAAACGAAAGCUGGCUGAGCAGCAAGAAGUGGUGCAGCGAAAGCUAUUGCAAAUGCAGCUCGAAGAACUGAAAAAGGACAAAGAAAAAAGCAAAAAGAUGCUGCCAGCCAUCACUAGUGAAAAACAGAAAGUGCCGGAGACGGUCCAAAAGGAAGGACCAAUCCAACCGGGAGAUCAGGUCUACGUGCGAGCGUUUCAAAGGAAGUGGAACGAACCAAGAAGGGAAGGGCCUUUCACGGUAAUCAAGGCAUCACCCACGGCGGUUCAAGUGGAAGGGCACUCCACUUGGUAUCAUCUCAACCACUGCACCAAGGCAGUUCCGCAGGUACAGUCAGAGGCGGAACCCGAGGUAAGUGGUGAGGAGGAGCAGACUGCAGAGACUAGCCAGGAGGAACAAGAAGCCGACACUGCAGCACAGGAAUUUGACCAGGUGGUAAGGGAGGUCUUUGGUAAUUCUGAUGACUCUGGGGAUGAAGUUUGGGAUAGUAGUAUUCCUCCAGAUAAUGGGGAUGGUUUGGGUGCAAUCAGUUUUGCCCCACAGAAAAACACACCUGCCUACUAUAGCGCAGAUUUGGAAACCAUCAACAUGGAGGAUAUGGCAUGGGAAUGAUGUAACCCUGGGAAACUCGGGAGCACGCAGUAAGAGAAGUAGCACACACACCGUUUUGUCACGACAAGAGAACACAUGGUACCAAUGGGCAAUGUAUACAGCAAGCACGAUGGAAAGACAGAAUUGCUACCUGUGCUCAAAGGCAAACCCUGCGCAGCAUGUAGUCCCCAGGCCUUAUAAUUCUUCCACUUGUGCGCAGUGGCGUCGGGAACACGGAGCGAUGUGAGCAACGAUGUCCUGGUCCAGUCAGUGCUAGGGCUUGUUACAUGAGGAUUUGUGUUAACCCUGAUCCCUGUUAUAGAAACUGUCUGAACAAUGCACCCAUGUGCCCAUAUUGGUGUAUGCUAUAUCAGGCGUCCUCGCAUUUUGACCAAAACAAGCUUGCCUAUCACUGUAAUUAUAGUAGACCCUGGGCUAUAAAUAAAAGGAGCCAAACACCUAUGCAGGAACAAUUUAUGAUGCAGGGUCAUCUGAAUUAUGAAUGCUUCAUGCAGGUGGGCACUCGCCCGGUUGGCCAUUUCCAAGGCAACUGCACUCAGAUGUGGGAUGUCACCCCAGGUAAAAAACACAUAAUGGGUACCCCUCCUCCUGAGGGAGCAUUGGACUCUCAGACUAUCCCAAUAGCAGACACUUGGUGGCUGUGUGGACAGAAAGGAGGUCUGAGAUCUACGCUCCCCCUCAAUUGGCCAGGAACAUGUACGCGUGUCAUGCUGCUUCAGGAUGUUAUAAUGUCCCCUGAAGUACAGUCCAGCACUAACUUCCCUGAGCAGCGGACACUGCAACGGCGGAAGAGAAAAUAUGAACCUAACCCGACAAUCCAGAUUGACAGUAUAGGACAGCUGAGAGGUAUACCUAACGAAUUCAAGGCGCGGAAUGAGAUUGCUGCAGGCUGGGAAGCUCUCGUACCUGUGAUAGGGGUAAGCAAAAAUGUUGAAUGGAUAAAUUAUAUAUACUACAAUCAACAGAGGUUCAUCAACUACACUGAUGAUGCACUGAAGGCCUUAGGGCAAUAGCUGGAUGCAACUAGCAGGAUGG
Messenger RNA from Hypanus sabinus (Atlantic stingray), 1821 nucleotides. RefSeq lists its product as uncharacterized. NCBI's taxonomy places the organism in Eukaryota, Metazoa, Chordata, Chondrichthyes, Myliobatiformes, Dasyatidae. The record is from RefSeq and is a predicted model, not a curated record. Bases 1 to 786 code for a protein of 261 amino acids. The transcript has 3 exons.